Ostrea edulis (European flat oyster) is the source of this 2644-nucleotide messenger RNA. RefSeq names its product leucine-rich repeat-containing protein 43-like. The transcript is spliced from 18 exons. Gene Ontology annotation, molecular function: protein binding. NCBI's taxonomy places the organism in Eukaryota, Metazoa, Mollusca, Bivalvia, Ostreida, Ostreidae. The record is from RefSeq and is a predicted model, not a curated record. Bases 74 to 2260 code for a protein of 728 amino acids.
CUGACAGCGGAAGUGAAGAAAGAGCGCGUCAAAAUGGAGGACUAGGUUACCAAAACAGAAAUUUACCACGAAUAUGACAGCAUUUAGCACGGAGCAUGCAUUUUCAGCAUUUGAAAAACAACUGAGAACUCUAUGUUUACGAGAAUUUCCAUGUGGAACUGGUUCAUGGUCAGAAACUAAAACUAAAAAUCAUCAGCUGCUUAAAUCAAAGGACAAUGUGGAUAGUCGGUUUUCUGUAACUUUGAAAGAGUAUGGUGCUAACCAUGAGAAGACUGAAAAACUAGAAGAAUAUGUGACUUCCAAAUCCUCCCCCUGGCAUUUGGACUACAGCUGGAGUAAGGAAGCCAAGAAGCUGAGGGAGUUGGCUGUGAAAUCCCCAUGGCUUAUAGAUGACAACUUUAUUCUUAAUUUUUUCAAAACACUAAGAAUCUGUGAUAAAGAUGUAACAGAAGUGGAUGAUCAUCUACUGAAUUUCAAGGUGUUAGAAGAAUUAACACUGAGUGCCAACAGAAUCAUAACAGUCAACUCAAAAAACUUACCAUCAUCUCUUAAGGUUUUGGAAUUGUGUGCCAAUCAGAUCAGUGAUAUAUCAGCAUUAUGUGUCCGUCCACCACCACUGAUCCAUCUUGGAUUAGGAUCAAACAAAAUCUCCUUCAUAGGCGAUUACUUAACUGGCGAUUAUUGGCCCCAUCUACUCUCAUUAGAUCUAAGCCAUAACAAUUUAAGUGAUCUCCUGGAUGUCAUUAGAAAGCUUGGAUCCUUACCAAAGUUACGGAAUCUUAUUCUUCAGGGAAAUCCCCUAUCACUGAUUCCAGGUUACCGUGGUUACACAAUAGACAGUUUAUGGAAGCUCAGUAUUCUGGAUGACAUCAUGAUAUCAGCUGAUGAAAAACAUCACUACAAAGGCCUGGCCAGAAGAAGGGAAUACAUUUUGGAUGAAGCUAAAGUGUCUUUAGAAGUUGCAUACAUCAAAGGGGUGCCAAUGCCAGAGGAAUUGAAGAAUCCCGAAGAACAACCUGAAUUUCCAAAAGUAGAGAGGAAAUAUUUCGUGCAGUUCAUGUUUCCUCAAGAUGUGUCGCAAAAAGCAGAAAUCUUCCAAAUCACAGACGAUGACUUUGCUGGUCUGUCUCCGUUGCCAGUGUCAGAAAGGUCACAGUUCACACAACAGCAACAGAAAAAGACGGUCCACUUUAAGACUAGUCCAAUUCCUGAGGAGGAUGAAUUACGAUUGCACUCAGAACAGAGUCAGAACACAGAGGCUGUCAAAAACGUGAACUUCACUGCUCAGCCAGAAGUUGUGUCGGCUAGAGAACCGACGGCUGAAUAUGAGCGACCCCCAGAUGAGAUCCCCAUCUCAGUGACCCCCAAACAUAGUGAGUUAAUGAAUCAGGAAGAGGAAGAGAAGGCUAAAACAGAUAUUCAAAUGGAGGCAAUUAAGUCGGAGGGAGGAAUGUGGGCAGAGGAGAUGGAACUGAACUGGUCUCAAGUGGCAGUCAGGGAUGAUCUUCUGACCCUGCGGAACUUUUUCAAGCAAGGAAUGGAUUUUUCUGUAGUAGAAGAACUUGUUCUUUGCUAUCAGAAUGAUGACGUGUCAGAUCCAGGCACACCCACUACUAAAGGCAAGGAGGUCAAGGACAAAAAAGACAACAAGGACGCCAAGAAAUCAGAUAAGAAAGAUGAUAAAGGAAAAGGAGGAAAAGAUGAAAAGAAAGAUGACAAGAAAGGAGGCAAGAAAGGUAAAAAAGAACCAGAGGUUGAGCUGAAGCGGAUGCCAGCCACCUACACCACUCUGGCCACCUGGCACAUUCCAUUGAUGGAUUUCCUAGAGGGAGAGUUUGAAUUCCGAUCUGUCUUCACUCAGGGAGGAGUGGAGGUAGCUUCUACAGUCAAGAGUUUGGAAAUUAACAAAAAAGAAAAAGACAAGAAAAAACCAGGCUCAUCAAAAGCAAAGAAAGAUGGAAAAGGCAGUGCAAGAUCUCGAUCAAGGGAGAAAACUCCUAGCUCAGUGAGCUCACAUGGUGGAAGAAAACUGAGUGCAGCUGGGCAGAAGAAUGCCAAGGACGAUAAAAAGGGUGACAAAGGCAAAGGGGGUAAAGCCCCUGCUGCACAGGUGGCAGAGGAAGAGGAGGAUCAGGGGCCACCCCCUCCAUUGGAGGUCCAGAUAGUAGUCAGGCUUCAUCACUGGAAAACUGCCAUGGACUCUUUAAAAGAGGAGGAAGAAAAGAACAAGGCCAUGGCUGAAGAGCAACAACAAGGAUGAUGACCUGAUUAUCUGAACGUUGAAUUUCCCUUGGUAUGAAUAUUGACAGAUUUGUUAAGUUUCAUCUUCAUCUCGCUGAUUGUCUCCAUUCAAUCCAAAUAGACAAACUAUUCGGGUGGUAUUUAUGUGAUUUCAUCAGUUGCAUUGAAAGUAUGAUUACAUAAUCCAGUAAUCUACUUUUCAAUUUAUAACAGAGGCUCAGAUUGUUAAGCAUUUGUAAAGAAUGACUAUUGUAGCAUAAUAUUGAAAAUCCACAAGAGCACCCAUUGUAUGGACAAAUACUGUAUAUAUACAUUGUCACUAUGAUGAAUUCUGUACAGAUAAUGUGAUAUCAUGACUAUCUAUGUUUUCUGUGAUAAUUAAUAAAAUGUUACUUGUUUCAAA